GGUAAAUCUUAGAUUCAUCUAUUUAUAGCGGAAUAGGUAGGCGGUUCCACUGCACAUUCUCGCAAUAUCAUUGGUUGGUCGUGUAGAUCUAGUGGUGGGGAAAACUGUGAUGGUAUAAAAGCCGUAUUUUACGGUAAAACCUUUAGUUAAUUCUUGUUAUUGUAAUCGUUAACGGAAAAAUGACUGGCAGAGGCAAAGGUGGUAAGGGUUUGGGAAAAGGUGGCGCUAAGCGUCACAGGAAAGUUCUACGAGACAAUAUCCAAGGAAUCACGAAGCCCGCUAUCAGAAGAUUGGCCCGCCGCGGAGGGGUGAAACGUAUCUCUGGUUUGAUUUACGAAGAAACUAGAGGUGUACUUAAGGUAUUCCUAGAAAACGUUAUUAGAGACGCUGUAACUUACACCGAACACGCAAAAAGGAAGACUGUAACAGCAAUGGACGUCGUAUAUGCUUUGAAACGCCAAGGUCGUACGUUGUACGGUUUCGGAGAUUUGAAAGAAAGAAGUGGAUCGUCAUUGCAGGCCAUCAAGAAAUUUAUAGCUUCCAACUAUAAAGUAGAUUCGGAAAAGUUGGCUCCUUUCAUUAAGAAAUACCUCAAAUCAGCUGUGCAAUCUGGAUCUUUAGUUCAGACAAAAGGAAAAGGCGCAUCUGGUUCGUUCAAAUUGGCAGCUGGUGGUUCGACAUCGGGAUCCCAGAAGAAAGUGAUUAAAAAAGCCACCUCCAAGUCCAAAGAUGAUCUUAAAAAAUCCACUUCGGCAUCAGCUGUGUUAAUUCUUGUUAUUGUAAUCGUUAACGGAAAAAUGACUGGCAGGGGCAAAGGUGGUAAGGGUUUGGGAAAAGGUGGCGCUAAGCGUCACAGGAAAGUUCUACGAGACAAUAUCCAAGGAAUCACGAAGCCCGCUAUCAGAAGAUUGGCCCGCCGCGGAGGGGUGAAACGUAUCUCUGGUUUGAUUUACGAAGAAACUAGAGGUGUACUUAAGGUAUUCCUAGAAAACGUUAUUAGAGACGCUGUAACUUACACCGAACACGCAAAAAGGAAGACUGUAACAGCAAUGGACGUCGUAUAUGCUUUGAAACGCCAAGGUCGUACGUUGUACGGUUUCGGAGGUUAAAUUUCACCAUCGAAAUAUUGCUAUCGGUCCUUUUCAGGACCACAAA
Messenger RNA from Harmonia axyridis, 1155 nucleotides. RefSeq lists its product as uncharacterized. Gene Ontology annotation, cellular component: nucleosome. Gene Ontology annotation, molecular function: protein heterodimerization activity; structural constituent of chromatin; DNA binding. The record is from RefSeq and is a predicted model, not a curated record. The transcript is spliced from 3 exons. Gene Ontology annotation, biological process: nucleosome assembly. Bases 180 to 1109 code for a protein of 309 amino acids. NCBI's taxonomy places the organism in Eukaryota, Metazoa, Arthropoda, Insecta, Coleoptera, Coccinellidae.